UUGUUCGUGACCAGCACAGCACCAGCACGAGGAAAUUUCUAGGCCUAAGCUGCCUGGGAAACACAACAAAGAAUAAACACACAACAACCAGCUGCUCUUCUCUUAAACCUUCCCUGCCUACGACACUGUCUAUCUGCCACAUUCCGCAUACCUUCGCACAGACUCUGAAACGCAGAGAUCGCGCACACAAUGAAUCCUCAUCAGCAGAACAAAGUCGACAUUAGCACGUUGACUCCGGAUGAGCAACGGCUCUUCCGCCUCUAUGGCAAGCUGCCCAACAAGAAGGACCUGCUGCAGAACAAGCUGAAGGAGCGCAAAUACUUCGACAGCGGCGACUACGCCCUCAGCAAAGCCGGCAAAGCCUCCGACAUCGGCGUCACCUCCAUCGGCCGCGAGCAUCCUGUGCCCGAGAAGAUCCCGCACAUCGCGCCGCAGAACCAGAACGUCGCCAGCAUCUCGACGCAGGGCGGCCAACCCGGCGUGCCCGGCACCAAUGGCGGCGCGGGCAGCCCGGUCAAGGAGAACAGCUUCCUGCAUCGCGAGACGAGCUUGAAUCGGGAGACGAGCGUGGACGAUGUGGACGGGGAGGAGAAGGCGUAGGGGUGUGCUGCUGUAGAACAGGAUAAGCAGAGGGAUAGGGGAUUGGAGAUACUGACAUACGGCGAGGGUAUGUUUGGCGAGGGGAGAGUUUGGUUGAGUGAGUGUGCGUGCGAGUCAUGCUGCUUUUUUAGCUUUCAAGCAACUCCAGAAUGCGGUCGAUCCAUCCGUCACACACGAUGACACCGAUGGCGAAGGACAGACAAAUGGGAGGAUGGGCAUACGAUAUCGACACUUUUGCUACACGAAUAGCUGGGUCUAGGCGAUCUGGUUUCUGGUCUACAUUCGAGGCCUUUUCUACUUUCUACAUUUUUUU
Mytilinidion resinicola is the source of this 913-nucleotide messenger RNA. RefSeq names its product Endosulfine-domain-containing protein. The transcript has 3 exons. The record is from RefSeq and is a predicted model, not a curated record. Gene Ontology annotation, molecular function: protein phosphatase inhibitor activity. The coding region runs from base 190 to 600 and encodes 136 amino acids. NCBI's taxonomy places the organism in Eukaryota, Fungi, Ascomycota, Dothideomycetes, Mytilinidiales, Mytilinidiaceae. Gene Ontology annotation, cellular component: cytoplasm.